UUCUUCGAUGCAAGUCCCCAGACCGGGAGGCGGAAGUCAGAAUGGUUCCGAAACCUGGGGUUCUGGAAAUACUUCAAGGAUUUCUUUCCGAUCUCAGUCAAGAAGACUUCGGAGCUGGAUCCGACGAAGAACUACAUCUUCGGGUAUCAUCCUCACGGCAUUAUUGGGUGCGGUCUCUAUUUUGCUCUUGCUACCUCGUCGGGGUGCAGCCUUGAUGAGAGAGCUCUCUCGUUGCCAGGACUCGACCUUUAUCUUCUCACCCUCCCAAUUCAGUUUCGAUUGCCAUUCAUCCGAGAGGUCUGGCUGCUGAUGGGCAUCUGCGACAGCUCCAAGGAGACGUUUAAGAGAAUUCUGUCCAAGGGUCCAGGAUCGUCACUGGCUGUAGUAGUGGGAGGUGCAGCAGAAGCGUUAAAGUCCUCACCGGGUAAGAUCGAUCUGACGCUCAAUGCACGGAAAGGAUUUGUAAGGCAGGCGCUGCUUCAUUCUGCUUCUCUUGUUCCUGUGAUCGCCUUCGGGGAGACCGACGUGUAUGGUGUGUUGCAGAACCAGUUCUUCAAGAAAGUACAAGUCAGACUUCAGAAAUGGUUUGGGUUUGCCAUGCCUUUGUUUCAUGGCAGAGGAAUCUUCAAUUACAACUUCGGUCUCAUUCCCCACAGACGUCCUAUAACCGUCGUUUUGGGC
Molecule: messenger RNA, 681 nt
Organism: Guillardia theta CCMP2712
Lineage: Eukaryota; Cryptophyceae; Pyrenomonadales; Geminigeraceae
Exons: 8
Biological process (GO): triglyceride biosynthetic process
Cellular component (GO): endoplasmic reticulum membrane
Molecular function (GO): diacylglycerol O-acyltransferase activity
Source: RefSeq, a predicted model, not a curated record